Molecule: messenger RNA, 3608 nt
Organism: Pectinophora gossypiella (pink bollworm)
Lineage: Eukaryota; Metazoa; Arthropoda; Insecta; Lepidoptera; Gelechiidae
Gene: Mad1
Product: mitotic spindle assembly checkpoint protein MAD1
Exons: 14
Coding region: 118-2265 (715 amino acids)
Biological process (GO): attachment of mitotic spindle microtubules to kinetochore; mitotic spindle assembly checkpoint signaling
Cellular component (GO): kinetochore; mitotic spindle; nuclear envelope
Source: RefSeq, a predicted model, not a curated record
ACAGCUAGAUAAAAAAAAAACUGAUUGAAUACGCUUUUCUUCGGCCUGAGUCUUUAACAUGCAUUUUGUCGAAUUUUGCAUCAAUUUAUAGUUUAAACAUAGUUAUUUGCAAUUAAAAUGGCUAAAGAAGGUGAUAUGUCUUUAUUUAACGACGUUUUGGAGCCGUUCCGGCGGGUUAUAAACACUGACCCGCCGAAAGACAAGUUGUCGGCGUCGACGAAACUGAAUUUUUCGGAUAGUAAUCAAUCUAUUAAAGAAGGUCUUUCUAACCUCUUGUCAAUGGGUAAGCGUAAGUCAAGUCUUGGCGCGGGUGACAAUGCAACGCCUGAGAAGCGAGCACGGACGGACUCUAGCGGCUCGGUCACGGCGCCGCCGUCGCCUUGGGAGGCCAAGAGGCUCAAAAUUGACUUAAUUGCUGCUAAAGCUCAGAUAACAAAACUAGAGGCCCGUGUGAACCACCAACAUACCAUUCGUAAAGAGAUGCAGAUAUUAUUUGAAGAAGAGAAGGUGUCUCUGCAAGAGCAGCACAAGAGAGAUGAACGAGCAUUGUCUGAGAUGGAAGACCGAUUGCAGCUCAUCAGGAGACGUGAGCAGGAGUUGAAAGAGGAGUUUAAUAUGGCUGUACAAGAGCACAAAGAAGCCAAGACUCGCUGGGAGGUUGAGAAGAGUGAUCUCCACAAGCAAAUAGCGGAUUUGAAAGAUAAGCUGCUGGAGGCCAAUGUCAGCAAUAAGGACCAGCUCUCUGAGAUGAAGAAGGAUAUGGAUGAGUUGCUACAGGCUCUUGAAGGCGCGCAAUCCGAAGUGGAGAUGCUUAAGAAUGAAGUAGCGAAGCAAACAUCUCGCGCGGAGCAAUGUUCUUCACUCCGCACGCAGUUGGAAAAGACGACCUUUGAGUUGCAGCAGGUCACCAGCAAGCUCAAAGAGCUGGAGUACGAAAGAGACUCGUAUAAGGACUGGCAGACACAGGCUAAGACGGCUCAGAAACGUUUGAGCAACAUGGCGGAGUUAGAGAAGGAAGUGGCUCGGCUGCGCGCCACGGAGCGGUCUCUCCGCGACGCCGUGUGUAACAAGCUACUGCUUGAGGAACAAGUGCACCAGCUCACUGCCAGGGUAGACGCGCUGCAACCGGUGGCCAACGAGCUGCACGAGGCAAAGGUUAAAAUAGCGACCCUAGAGUCGUCACUAGAAGAAUGGAUGAGCGCGGCGCGGGCGCACGGCGUCGAGAACGCUCGCUCACUGUCUUCGACACUGGAUACGGCAUUGAGCAGCCAACUGACUGCCGCCGCCUCCACGUCACAAACACAGACGCAGUUCGCGCAACUCACUGAGGAAGUGGCAACUCUGAAGUAUGAACGUGACAAGGCGACCAGCAAGUUGAACGAACUGAUGACAGUGCGCAAGAACCAGGAGAGUCUAAUUCACCGGCUGCAGAAGCGGUUGUUGCUCGUCACGAGAGAGCGAGAUAGUUAUAGGCAACAGCUAGACUGCUACGAGAAGGAGCUGACAGUGACGCUGUGCGGCGAGGCGGGCGCGGGCUCGGCGGCGCUGCUGGCGGCGCGCGUGGAGCAGCUGGAGAAGUCGCUGCAGGGGUACCGCGACCUGCUGCAGCACCACGACCAGCACGCGCACACGCAAGCAUUGGAGAAGCUCCGCGGAGAAGUCACGAAGUGGCGCGAAGAAGCUGAGGCGGCGAAGCGUGACGCACAGAAGCUACGUGUACAACGAGACAGUCUGCAGGCGCACAUGGAGAAACUCACCGCGGGCAUAGGGACUAAGGUGUUACAUUUAACGGACAACCCAGCUGCAGCGGCGCAGAAACAGGUGCAAAUGGAUCUAGAAGCAGCUCAAGAAGAGAUAAAAAGACUGAAGGCAGCGCUGCGCGAGGGUGGGGCACAGACGUGCCCUGAAGAGACGCAACAGUUGCGGCAACAACUCGAGAACAGCCGCAUCAAGCUGCAGAGAAUGAAAGAAGAAUUUACAUCAUCUGCACAGGAGUACAGAGAUGUCUGCUACAUGCUGUUAGGUUAUAAAAUAGAUAGGACUGGGCAUAAAAAUUAUAGGAUAUCAAGUAUGUACGCGGAGUCAGUAGAAGAGUACCUAACAUUCACUCUAUGCGACGACGGUAUAGAGAUGGUGCACACAGACUACUCGAGCACUCUAGACGAGCUGGUCGAACUACACUUGCACCAACACCGGUCGAUCCCCGUGUUCCUCAGCGCACUUACUGUGGAACUCUUUACACGGACCACUAUACAGACGCGCUGAACGGAAAUAGACAACAUUUUCUUCGGAUAAAGGUCUAAGGUGUGAAUACAAAUUUGCUUGUUUACUCAUAAUAAACUUAUUAAUGAAAUCUAAUGCCGAUCUCACUUUGUACGCGUUCGUACGUCGUAUGAAUUCGAUCCGUGCGUACACGUACAAGCACGCAGCAAAAUCGCAACCUGGCAAGUACUAAGGGGAGUGCGGAUACUGAGUGCGAGUUGGUUGUAAACUUGUACGUUUACGUACCAGUCGAAUUUGUACAAAAACGCGUCUAAAGUGUCACUGGUUUAAAGCUAUGCCCCCUUGAGCGGAAUAGAAUCGGACAUAGCGUUAAUUUUGCUUUGUAUUGAUUUCUAUACAACUGUAUUGUCUAGAUCAGCAAAUCCUAGCUGGACGUUCAAUGAUAAUAUCUCAUAGUAAUUCUUACAUACCGAAACUUCGAUUUCGCUCAAGUGCAUAGAUUUUUGUGCAUUCGCGUAUCAAUUUGUGCCGGACAUUUGUAUUUAUUGUAGGUGCAAACUUAUGUAUACUAAUCAACAGACAAACAUGUUUCUUUUGCUGUUAAUUUUGUGCUACUUAUCAAGCAUUGGGAAACCAAGCUCAAUUUGAGCGGGAACCGGUGCUGAGCAGUUUAUACAGGACUUAAUUUUAUUUGUAAUAAUUUUGUGAAUAUUACUAUCGGUUUGCUAAGUCUACUUGUCACAUCGCGCUAAUGUUAUUGCUGAUAUAUAAGUAUCUAAUUUUGAAAUUGUAAAAAGAUUUUUUGCACUAAAAUAUACUACUGUCUAACGAAAAUAUGUUGUACAGAACUAAUAUUUUUUUGUUAAUUUAAAUGUCAGGUAUGGCGGUAAUAUCAACUCUAUAUUAUGUACUACCAUCAAAAAUUAGAUAAAUGUGGCACUGAAUUUCUGACCUAUAAUAAUAACCCUUGAGGUGAAUAUUUCAUGAAACCUCACUUAGUAUUUAGCAUACAGCUUACUCCUCUUUUCUCCCUUCGAAAAUAUCAUCAACCGAAUGAUAAAAAGCAUGUUCCUAUCAGUUAGUAUAGAGACUUCACGUAAGGAAAUUAUCUUUACUGAAACUUUGUCUCUUCAAGGUAAUACUGAUGAUUAUAAUAUAGAUAGAUUUCAGUGUUAAGUCAAAAUUUGCCUUGGUUUCUUGGGUUGAUAAAUCAAUGUACGGAACAGUAGUAGUAUCAUUAAGUAAUUACCCUUGGGCUAUAACUAUUAUGCUUUAGUAUAAUUUACUAGAAUAUAAGUGGCCUGCCAAAACUAUGAGUGAACUUGUAAAACUUAAUAGCAAGUAAAUAUUUUUCCCUUGUAAAUAUAUUAUACCUAUUCGCUUAA